Messenger RNA from Hypoxylon trugodes, 600 nucleotides. RefSeq names its product putative ubiquitin conjugating enzyme Ubc8. Bases 1 to 600 code for a protein of 199 amino acids. Gene Ontology annotation, molecular function: ubiquitin conjugating enzyme activity. The transcript is spliced from 6 exons. Gene Ontology annotation, cellular component: nucleus. Gene Ontology annotation, biological process: protein polyubiquitination; ubiquitin-dependent protein catabolic process. Lineage: Eukaryota; Fungi; Ascomycota; Sordariomycetes; Xylariales; Hypoxylaceae. The record is from RefSeq and is a predicted model, not a curated record.
AUGAGUAGCCCACGUAGACGCAUCGAGACCGAUGCUUAUGUCCGACUACGAGGUCACUCUAGUCAACGACAACAUGUAAGCGAAUUCGUUAUACUACCUUCGUUCUUCGGUUCCUCACAUAUUUCUAGGCAAGAAUUCUAUGUUCGAUUCAAGGGGCCAGCCGAGACUCCCUUUGAGAACGGCAUCUGGAAAGUCCACGUCGAGCUUCCCGACCAAUACCCAUACAAGUCGCCGAGCAUCGGUUUCGUCAACCGCAUCUUCCACCCGAACAUUGAUGAGCUGUCCGGGUCAGUUUGCUUAGACGUCAUCAACCAAACUUGGUCGCCGAUGUUCGAUAUGAUCAAUAUUUUCGAAGUUUUUCUGCCCCAGCUGCUACGAUACCCUAACCCCGCCGAUCCGCUCAACGGAGAAGCCGCCGCGCUCCUAAUGCGAGAACCCAAGAGUUACGACGCUAAGGUGAAGGAAUACGUUCAGAAAUAUGCCAGUAAGGAUGCCGCGGACGACGCCGGAGCCGAAAGCGAAGACGAUGACGAUAUGUCCUCAGUAGCGAGCUUCGGGGACGAAGAGGACGAGCCCGCCGGCCAGAUGGACGACGUAUAG